Rana temporaria (common frog) is the source of this 3522-nucleotide messenger RNA. RefSeq names its product calcium binding protein 39 like (gene CAB39L). NCBI's taxonomy places the organism in Eukaryota, Metazoa, Chordata, Amphibia, Anura, Ranidae. The record is from RefSeq and is a predicted model, not a curated record. The transcript is spliced from 8 exons. Gene Ontology annotation, molecular function: protein serine/threonine kinase activator activity. The coding region runs from base 1 to 1014 and encodes 337 amino acids. Gene Ontology annotation, biological process: intracellular signal transduction.
AUGAAAAAAAUGCCUUUAUUCAGUAAAUCACACAAGAAUCCUGCAGAAAUUGUGAAAACAUUGAAGGAUAAUAUGGUUUUAUUAGAGAAGCAGGACAAGAAGACAGAAAAGGCAUCUGAAGAGGUGUCCAAAUCCCUCCAAGCCACAAAGGAAAUUUUAUGUGGUACAGGAGAGAAGGAGCCUCAGACCGAGACUGUGGCUCAGCUAGCACAGGAGCUCUACAACAGUGGCUUGUUGGUGACAUUGAUAGCCAACCUGCACCUCAUAGACUUUGAGGGUAAAAAGGAUGUAUCCCAGAUUUUCAACAAUAUCUUGAGAAGACAGAUUGGCACUCGUUGCCCAACUGUGGAAUAUAUCAGUUCCCACCAACAUAUACUUUUUAUACUACUUAAAGGGUAUGAGUCUCCUCAAGUGGCAUUGCAUUGUGGGAUAAUGCUACGAGAAUGUGUCCGUCAUGAGCCGCUUGCCAAAACUGUCCUUUACUCUGAGCAGUUUGAGGACUUCUUUAAAUAUGUGGAAAUGUCAACAUUCGACAUAGCUUCCGAUGCCUUUGCUACAUUUAAGGAUUUGCUCACAAGGCACAAGUUGAUGGUAGCUGAAUUUCUAGAACAGAAUUACGAUAGAAUAUUUAAUGACUAUGAAAAGCUUCUACACUCCGAGAACUAUGUGACAAAAAGACAGUCAUUAAAGCUGCUGGGUGAGCUGAUCUUGGAUCGACACAACUUCUCCAUUAUGACAAAGUAUAUCAGCAAACCAGAAAAUCUGAAGCUCAUGAUGAACCUACUUCGAGAUAAGAGCCCCAACAUUCAGUUUGAAGCUUUCCAUGUCUUUAAGGUGUUUGUAGCAAAUCCAAACAAAAUACAGCCAAUUGUGGAUAUCCUGCUGAAAAACCAGACAAAGCUAAUUGAGUUCCUGAGCAGCUUCCAGAAGGAGAGGACGGAUGAUGAACAGUUCUCCGAUGAAAAAAACUACUUGAUCAAACAGAUACGAGACUUGAAAAAACCCAAUCCGUGAACAUGUCUCCAGCUUUCUACCAGCCAUCAUCAGAAUAAGUGUUUUAAGGAGUUGUCAUGGCAUCGUCAGUGCCUAUGUUUUUGUUUCAAUUUAGUUUAUUAGCUGCCAAGAGUAUACAGUUUUAUAUUAAAACUUCAAAAAAAAUGUUCUUCUUAAUCAGGUCUGUGAGGAGGUGAAAUUUGCAGUUAGGUGUCCAUGUUGAGUUCACGAAAAAAGUUGGCCCGUCACUGUUGCCGAUGACACGGAGUCAAUAGCUUGUCAAUAAGUCUGUCGUUUUUGCUUUAGCCUUUUCUAUGUACAGUUCUAGAGAUUGUCAGUUAACAUUCCAUUGUCGGCUCUCAACCCUCUCAUACUGGUUCAGAGAAAUGGAUUAUGCUACAGCAACCAAUCUCUUACCAAGAAACCAACUGAGAUAUAUAGCACUUUGUUAAUACCCAGUGGAGCCUUUACUGGAAGGAAUACAAUUUGGCAUAUAGUCCUCUGAUUGAGAUCUAGUUCUACUCCGUGAAUUCUAAGUGUAAGAUCCCGAUCAGUAAGCAUUUGUAACUAAAUAAGGCUAUGUGCAUGAAUUUAUUGAUCUCUCCUGUAUUCUGUUUUAGUGCUUAAAGCUGGAUUCACAUCACGUGUUGUGUUUAGAGCGCGUUAAUGCACCAAUUGCAUUUGGAUUGAAUUGCGUGACAUAUAUGUUUUUUUUUUAACACAAUCUGUUGAUGUGUUGUGUUUUUUUUUUUGGUUUACAGCUGAAGCCAAAAUACUUAUAUAUUUCUUUUUUUAACGUAUUUUAAUGCAUUGCGUUUCUGUUUGCUGGGUGGCAAUAGAUCUCAACUUGUCAUUGCCUUGGGCCUACAUUGAGUAACUCAACUUAAUGCACAUGAUGUAAAUAGGCCCUUACGGAGACAGGUAAAGUACAUGACUAUGUAAAGGCAAUAGAUCUUUAUACAAGACAUCACUGCGGUGCAGUGAUCAUAAAUUGCUGAAAACAAUGCAGUUUACAUGUAUACAAGCCCUUAAUAUCAACGUGAGAGCAGUUUGGUGGUGCUUGGAUAUAGCUAGAUUUAAAUGCAGUAAAUUUAUUAGGCUACCAUUUGAAAAAAACUAUUAGGACUAAAACAUUCAUAUACAAUGUGAAUUAUAGAAUAUUGUUACUGGCUCAGAUACCAUGAGGACAUCAGCUAUAAAAAUUGCAUUGCUUAUGAAAUGCCAUGGCAAGAGCACAUGGCAUCUGUCUGUUCAGAGCCAGUCAGGAACCCGUGCUGAAGGAUGGGGAAUUCUUUACCUUACAGUGUAAAAUAAAUGGCAGUUAUGCAGAAUGGAUCUUGGUUUUAGUCCAUUCUCUCUGCUAGAUGUGUACGUCAGACAACCUUCUAAGAAGCACAGUGAAUAAAUGUUCUCUUAACCUGCAGCUUUUAUCACAUAAAUAAUCAUUUACCAUGUACACAUUGUAUUAUCACUUUUUGCGGCAUUCAGUAUAUAAAGUCCAUUCAUUAAAGAUGAGUCACACAGGAUUUAUUUUUUUCUCAAAAUUUGUCUAGUUUCUACCUAACCGCGCAUUUUAUCACCAAUGAUGUGUCCAUAUUGAAGAGCAGGAAAAGGAGCCCUUCUUGAUUUAAAUAUAGGAACUGUAAGAUAAAUUACCGAGUCCAGAGAAAUUGAGUAUUUCAGCAGUUAGAUGUUUAUUCCAUGCGAAAAAAAGAACAAUACCACAACAAUAAAAAAUUAUUUUAUGUUCAUUUGCAAAAAUAAGGAAUUCCUGUAAAAUAAAUAACAUGGCUAUGAAUUGAUGCUUUUUGAUUAUAUACUAAACUUAUUUAGAUCAAAAUACUUGUAGGAUAGUGGUUACGUGUACCAUCCAUUUUAGAUUAAGAUCCAAAUUGCAUUCUUGACCUGAGCUGGUAGAAUAUCUAGGAUUAAUGGUAAUGACGAGGAAAUAUCUGAGUAUGAGACUUUUGUACACUCUACUUGCUAUAUUUUGGUAUCUCUUUAAAGCACCACUGUGUGUGAUACUCUUAUAUUGAUAUUUGGUGGAAGCCAUACAGUUUCCCUCAAAAACAAAUGGAUGAAGCGUCUUUGCUGUAUUUCUAGAAUCAUCUUGCUUUCGGGACACAUGGAUCUUAAAGUGGCUAUAAAAGGAGUGAAGUUCAGCUGGGACUGGCAGAAUUUUGAUCCAUAUGUGGUCACUGUAGUUGAACAGAAGUCGAUCUACUGACUGACUUCUGUUCAACCACCCUGUUGAAAUAAAAGCCACUCAAUCAGCGGUUGCAGCCAAUGGCUGCAUCGCUAAUCUGUGUAUUCUGACAACGGGGGAGUCUAUCGAUUGUCAGUAUGCAAUAGCGCAUUGGGGAGGAUUCCUCUAUCCACCUCAAACAUGUGGAUGGGGGAAUUUGCUCUGUUUUUUUGUUCAGCCUCUAACCAAACAUGAGUUUCAUCGACCAGCAGAAAUUUGGCAAUUGUUAAGUCAAAACUCUGUAAUAAUUUGAUGACUCCAAUGCAGUUUAUUGGAACAGAAUU